UUUGGGCCCAUGCGGGGAAUGCCGCGCCGCGCCCGGCGCGGGGAAAUCUUCCCCGCGGCCCAUGGAACCCGCGGGGAAUGUGCCUCGCAGCUUCCAGCAGCACCAGCAGCAGUUGCAGGCGCAGUUCCCGCACUCCCAGGUGAUUGCACGAGGGGCGCCGACAAAUCUGCCGCAGGUGAGGCCGGUGGUGCCGCUGCAUGGCGCGAAUGGCGCUGUGGCGCUGGGCGCGCCACGUGUGGCCCCAGGCGCCCAAGGCGCCCAAGGCGCCCAGGUGCUCAGAGCCCCAGCCACGGUCGCAGCCAGACACCCGGCACCCCACGCACCCACAAGCCACGUGGGUGCGCCCAGCGCGCCGAGCGCGCCGAGCGUGCGGCCGGAGCGGCGGCUGGUGGCGCGCGUGGAGGCGACGGUGAAGUCGGCGCCACGCAACUUGCGCUUCGCAGACGGCCCUGAGGAUGGCCCCUCCCCAGGAAGCCCGGACCGCCAAGCGCCCAAGUCAGCGCUGCGAAAGAGCGAGGCGCCGGCGGUGCCGGCGGCGCCAGCAUCCUCAGGGUGCACAGCUUUAGCGCCCUACCGACGGAACGCAGCGGCGCCCAACGGCGCAGGCGCGUCAGGGCCCAGCGCGCCCAGUGCACCUCGCGCCAGAAGAAGGUCCUUACCUGAGCCCGAGCUGCUUGUGGUGAAGUUCCUCUACUUAUCGCGGCUGCCGGCGGCCGGUUGGUUGCAGGGCCCGGCCCAAUAUCAACUGAGCCUGCACGUCGGGGAAGAUGCUCGCAAUGACCCUCCUCCACGACCUGGUGUCCACUCCACCCCCUCAGUGCCCGCGGGGCCUCCCCAGGCCGUGCCGCCGGAAGAGGCGGCCCUGAAGGAGCAGAUCGCCAAGGCGGUCGAGGCAAUGGCUGAUGCAAAGUCCAUCGGAUCGGAGUGCCGCUUCCGAUCCGCGCGCAUUGCCGUGCGCCUCAGCGAGGCAGGGCCUGGACCCGCCGCAGGGGGCCCGGUGUAUUUCCGCGUGGACGCCUGGUCCACGCCAAUUUCCAGCGGGCUCUUCGGGAGUUCGCCCGCGCCCGCGCUCUUCGCGCGCGCCUUUGUGCCCCUGGUGGACGUGAAGUACCACCGGCGCGCCUGUACCUGGCCCAUGAUCAACGCGGCCGGGGAGGACGUGGCCUUCCUCACCUGCGAGUUCUCCUUCGCUCGGAUACCCGCCGCAGUGCAGGACCUCCACUGCGAGUCCGCCACGGCCAACGAGGUGGCGCUGGCCUGGCACCCGCCCCCCAACGAGGACCGCGUGGUGCCUCUCAAGGGCUACCGCGUGGACUCCCGCUUGGUGGGCCGCGGCCACCGCGGCGAGUCCGGCGGCUUCCACGCGGUGCCGGGCACCAGCUGGCAGCAUGCGGGGGAUGUGGACGCGCACGCGCCACGCUUCUUAGUGCAAGGGCUCAAGCCUGAUACGGUCUACCUGCUCCGCGUGUGCGCGGUCAAUGAGGUGGGGCUCUCGGAGCCCGAGGAGGUGGAGGUGCGGUCCGGGCCCUGCGCGCCCUCCGCCUGCGGCUCCCUGCGCCUCGCGGGGUGCCAUGGCCCCGUGCUGGCGGUGGAGUGGGACGCCCCGAUGUACGAUGGCGGUGCCAGCUUAGUUGCCUACCGCAUCUGGGUUAGACCCUUCUCUGCCACAGACGCGGAUCCCAACGAGUGGCUGGAGGUGGGCCACGUGAAGCACAACGCCACAGGCCUGCAGCGCGCAGAGAUCCACACGGAAGAUUUGGACCCCUCCAUCGGACGAUAUCUUUGCCGGGUGGCGGCCAUCAAUGGCGCAGGGGAGGUGGGGCCUGGCACCCCGGACGCGGUAGCGCUCACAUUGCCGAAUCCCUGCGCCGUGUCGCGCCCAACGCCGGCCUCGGCGCCCCGGGCGCUGGCAGACGCGCAAGGCUCGAACAUGUGGUCUGCAAAUGGCAACCUGUACACCAUGACCAUCAACGAGCCGGGGAAGCGGAAGGUGACGGUGCCGCUGUUCCAGGACGGUGCCAUGGGCUCGGACGGCCUGGACUUCUUCGGGGCGAUGGGGCCGCGAUCCCUGGGCUCCGGAAGCGAUGCCAGCCGGGACCUGGCGCUACCGGAGCACUUGGAGGCGACCGCUUGGCCUCCUGCAGACUUGGAGCGGCGGCGGUGGCACCAUGAGGACGCCUUCGGCGGCUUUGGGGGUGGCUAUGAGGACUUGCCGCAUCAGCUGGUGCCCUUCAAGGCCCCGGCGGGCCGCGAGUCCGAUCGCUUCCAGAAGGAGGAUCUGCUGCGGGCGAUGCUGGAGGAGAAGCAGGGCCUCUUGGAGUCGAGUUUGCAGGCCUUCCAGGAGCUCUCGGAGCACCUGGACUCCCUGUGCCAGGUGGCCCCCAACUCCCCGGAGACCCAGCAGCUCCGGCUGCGCCACGAGGAGGCGGAGAUCGAAGCUGCCGGGUACCAGGCCGAAGUGGCGGUCUUAUCGCAGAAGCUGAACGAACAGCUUGAAGCGAUGAACGCGCCAGCAAUGUACCAUACAGAUGACAACGUCGCUUCCUUGCUGUACGGGACGCCGCCUCGCUAGCUACAGC
This is a messenger RNA of Effrenium voratum, 2579 nucleotides long. Lineage: Eukaryota; Dinophyceae; Suessiales; Symbiodiniaceae. The record is from the annotation of a GenBank genome assembly.